Molecule: messenger RNA, 10836 nt
Organism: Salmo salar (Atlantic salmon)
Lineage: Eukaryota; Metazoa; Chordata; Actinopteri; Salmoniformes; Salmonidae
Source: RefSeq, a predicted model, not a curated record
GUGGUAUUAAAUUUGACAUCUCUCGCCUUCCGUAUUUCUCCGACGACAUAUUGUUUGUGAGGAGCAAAUUCUGAAAAGCAAACCGAGAAAGAGGAUUACAAUUGAUUUAUCUCUAAACACAAGAAGUAUCUGUCAUUUAAGAUAAAAUGGAGCCGUCAGCCAGUCCAGCGAAGGAUAACCACAGGAUGAACAGUUACAAGAACAAAGCCCUGAAUGUGGAGGAGAUGAGACGCAGGAGAGAGGAGGAGGGUAUCCAGCUGAGGAAGCAGAAACGAGAGCAACAGCUGUUCAAGAGGAGAAACGUUGACAUGUUGAACGAGGAAGGAGUCAUGUUUGAGAGUCCACUGGUCGACACGUAUGUCACCUCUACAGCCACAGAGGAAGGAGUCCUAACUAAAGACCUGGUGGAGAUGCUCUUCUCAGAGGACCCAGAGCUCCAACUCACUACAACACAGUCAUUCAGGAAACUACUGUCCAAAGAACCCAAUCCACCUAUUGAUGAGGUCAUCAACACCCCAGGCAUUGUAGAGAGGUUUGUAGAGUUCCUGAAGAGGAGCGUCAACUGCACAUUACAGUUUGAGGCAGCCUGGGCCCUGACCAACAUAGCAUCAGGUACAUCCAUGCAGACUAACAUAGUAAUCGAGGCUGGAGCAGUGCCCAUCUUUAUAGAACUACUCAACUCGGACUUUGAAGAUGUUCAGGAACAGGCGGUGUGGGCUUUGGGUAACAUAGCAGGGGACAGUCCAGUGUGCAGAGACUACGUACUCAACUGUAACAUCCUGCCACCACUAUUAAUGCUUCUGACUAAAUCCACCAGACUGACCAUGACCAGGAAUGCAGUGUGGGCUCUGUCUAAUCUGUGCAGGGGGAAGAGCCCCCCACCUGUAUUUGAGAAGGUGUCCCCCUGUCUGCAAGUCCUGUCUAGACUGUUGUUCAGCAGUGAUUCCGAUCUGUUAGCAGACGCCUGCUGGGCUCUGUCCUACCUCUCUGAUGGACCCAACGAGAAAAUCCAGGCUGUCAUCGACUCCGGCGUCUGCAGGCGCCUCGUAGAGCUGCUCAUGCACACAGACUACAAGGUGGCGUCUCCUGCUCUGAGAGCAGUGGGGAACAUCGUUACUGGAGACGACAUCCAGACACAGGUGGUGUUGAACUGUUCAGCCCUGCCCUGUCUGCUCCACCUGCUGAGUAGUCCUAAAGAGUCCAUCCGGAAAGAAGCCUGCUGGACCGUGUCCAACAUCACAGCUGGCAACAGGGCUCAGAUACAGACGGUGAUUGAUGCCAACAUCUUCCCUGUGCUGAUCGACAUCCUGCAGAAGGCAGAGUUUAGAACCAGGAAGGAAGCAGCCUGGGCCAUCACUAACGCCACCUCCGGAGGAAUGCCUGAACAGAUCAGGUACCUGGUGAACCUGGGCUGUAUCAAGCCUCUGUGUGACUUGUUGACAGUGAUGGACAGUAAGAUAGUCCAGGUGUCUCUGAACGGUCUGGAGAACAUUCUGAGACUGGGAGACCAAGAGGCCAAGCAGGAUGCAGGACCCAGCGGUACCGGCAUCAACCCCUACUGCUCUCUCAUAGAGGAGGCCUAUGGUCUGGAUAAGAUCGAGUUCCUUCAGAGUCAUGAGAACCAAGAGAUCUACCAGAAGGCCUUUGAUCUGAUAGAGCACUACUUUGGAGUGGAGGAGGAGGACCAGAGCCUGGCUCCUCCGGUGGACCAGGCCAAUCAGCAGUUCCUCUUCCCCCAGCAGGAGGCACCCAUGGAGGGCUUUCAGCUAUAACGCCCUCCCUGUCCUCUGGUUCUCAUCUGGUUCAACUUAAACAACUGUCACUCAUAGCCAUGGAGCCCAUGGAGGAGUUUCAGAUAAAACAUCCACCCCCUUAUCCUCACCCCAUGGAGGAAUUUGGGGUAUAAUCAGUCCCAUGUCCAACCAUUGCCCGAUCCUCUAUACCCAGCCUGGCUAGUUUUAGCCCCAACAGAUGAAGGUGACAGGUUUAUAACAGGCUUACAGGUUUAACUAUCCAACCUAUAUUCCCAAUCUUUGAGCUGGCUUUACCUACCAUAACAGAUCAGACACUUCUAACGGAAUGCCACGUCUCGGCUGUAGAGCCAAUAGGAGAGCAGAACUCAACCCACUUGACCUGAUGAUUUAAAAACAAAGCUCUUCACGAUCAGUGAUCACACAACCAAGGCCAAGGAUUGGUCCAGUCCAGGUUUGAAAUGCACAGGUAAAAUAACAGAUACACCGCCAGUACUGUUGAUACCCUGAUUCUUCUGACCGUAACGGUGGUUUGGUUAUUAGUGCUUCCUGUCUGCCCAUAGGGAUGUCCUUCUUCGGGAUGUAGGGGUUUGAUAGGUCAAACCUGACCAGUGGGAGAGGUGUGUUAUUUAAUUUUUACCCUUUUUUCUUUACGACAAUUAUCUUCUUCGUCCUUAUCUGUUUCCCCUCGUUUUAGCUUUUGUCAACCCUGUUUUUCUCCCUGGCCUGUUCUAAAACGUACUGUAUCUACAUGCACCACCUGAAGACUGAAGUGUCCCAAGAAAGAAGAAUGGCCUCUUUACUGUUAACAAUAAAACAAUCCGGAUGUAUUCUCAACUCAGAGGCCAAAACCCUCAUUCAUAUUGGUUUCUGUCUAUACAGGACAUACAGGGUUCCAUUAAGCAAUUCUGGGGAUUCUUAGGAAUUCUAGAACUAUGGUUUGAAGUGUAGAGCCAAGAUUCUCCCCUUCUCGAACUGAGUCCUUUCUCUACAAUGUAUUUUGUUUUUUGUUGAACUUUUAGCUACUUUUAGUUUUGUGCUUGUGGAGGAGCAUGUUUGGGAUCUGAAUCGUAAAAUCAGGUAAACGUCUGGGCUAAGGGAGGGUGGAGGGGGGGGGGGGGGCUGCGAGGGGGAAGGGAGUAUAGGUGUGUGGGGAUAUUGAAAGAUAUAUAAAGUUACCUAGGUUACUAGCUUGAUCCGAGCUUGAUAUAACUAGCAAUAUAAUAUUUGUUGUGUGCCGUGUUCUUAAUAACGAUACGUUUGAAUUAUGAAGUGAUUCUAACUGUUUAAACAGCACACCGCUGGGGGGGGGGUGACGGGGCCUACGCUCGCCACAGCACGAGAAUAUGUGAUUAUCCAAACCAAAAAUUAUUUUUAUAUAUAAAUAGACAGACAGACACUGUCAGAUCUCCAUUUGGCUUUCAAGGGAUUGUUCCUAUUUUUUAUAUAGAGAUUAGAGAUGAUUCCUUACUUGAAAAACACGCGUAACUCAGUCAAACCUUAGUCAGAUGGCAACAUCAGAUUUAUGCAAAAAAAUAUUGAAGUUACUCACUUGCAUGUCCGGUUAGGAUUUGGUCUUUUCUCUCUUCUUUUGGAUUUCUCUGACCCCUGGCAUGCGUUCCAUAUGGCACACUAUUCCCUAUAUAGUGCACUACUUCUGACCCUAUGGGCUCUGGCCAAAAGCUGUGUAAUAUAUAUAUAUAUAUAUAUAGUGUGCCAUUUGGGACUUGGCCCUGGUGUAAAUAUGUUUGUGCUGGCUGAGUUGUACUAGGCCCUGGAAUGUGAUGAGGUGUUGCUGCCCCCCCCCGGUGUGUCUGUGGUAGGAUUUGCAUGGUGUUUCUAUUGCCUUACCUACUGUCAUGGAGUAUCCCUUUGCCAAACGCCUGGUAGUACGCGCCUGGUAGUACGCGCCUGGUAGUACGCUGCACCUCUCGUUUGAGAGAGGCGUGGGAGAGAGGCGGGGGGAGGUGGGAGGGAGAGAGGCAGGAGGGGGAAUGGGAGAGGGGAGGCGGGAGAGAGAGUGCCGUAAUUUAGGUCUUAGAAAAUCUAACAAUAUAUAAGAAUUGAAUGUCCCAUUGAGAAGAGAAAGUACAGGGGACAGAGCUUAUCAUGUAUUAGAUGGUAUAGUUCAGGGGACAGUUAUCACAUAUUAGUGGUGGUGAGGUAAUACCAUCUAUUGUCUAGUUGGCGGUGAGGUAAUACCAUCUAUUGUCUAGUUGGCGGUGAGGUAAUACCAUCUAUCGUCUAGUUGGCGGUGAGGUAAUACCAUCUAUCGUCUAGUUGGCGGUGAGGUAAUACCAUCUAUCCUCUAGUGGGCGGUGAGGUAAUACCAUCUAUCCUCUAGUGGGCGGUGAGGUAAUACCAUCUAUCCUCUAGUGGGCGGUGAGGUAAUACCAUCUAUCCUCUAGUGGGCGGUGAGGUAAUACCAUCUAUCCUCUAGUGGGCGGUGAGGUAAUACCAUCUAUCCUCUAGUGGGCGGUGAGGUAAUACCAUCUAUCCUCUAGUGGGCGGUGAGGUAAUACCAUCUAUCCUCUAGUGGGCGGUGAGGUAAUACCAUCUAUUAUCUAGUUGGAGGUGAGGUAAUACCAUCUAUUGUCUAGUUGGCGGUGAGGUAAUACCAUCUAUCCUCUAGUGGGCGGUGAGGUAAUACCAUCUAUCCUCUAGUGGGCGGUGAGGUAAUACCAUCUAUCCUCUAGUGGGCGGUGAGGUAAUACCAUCUAUCCUCUAGUGGGCGGUGAGGUAAUACCAUCUAUCCUCUAGUGGGCGGUGAGGUAAUACCAUCUAUCCUCUAGUGGGCGGUGAGGUAAUACCAUCUAUCCUCUAGUUGGAGGUGAGGUAAUACCAUCUAUCGUCUAGUGGGCGGUGAGGUAAUACCAUCUAUCCUCUAGUGGGCGGUGAGGUAAUACCAUCUAUCGUCUAGUUGGAGGUGAGGUAAUACCAUCUAUUGUCUAGUUGGCGGUGAGGUAAUACCAUCUAUCCUCUAGUGGGCGGUGAGGUAAUACCAUCUAUCCUCUAGUGGGCGGUGAGGUAAUACCAUCUAUCCUCUAGUGGGCGGUGAGGUAAUACCAUCUAUCCUCUAGUUGGAGGUGAGGUAAUACCAUCUAUCCUCUAGUGGGCGGUGAGGUAAUACCAUCUAUCCUCUAGUGGGCGGUGAGGUAAUACCAUCUAUCGUCUAGUGGGCGGUGAGGUAAUACCAUCUAUCGUCUAGUUGGCGGUGAGGUAAUACCAUCUAUCCUCUAGUGGGCGGUGAGGUAAUACCAUCUAUCGUCUAGUUGGCGGUGAGGUAAUACCAUCUAUCGUCUAGUUGGCGGUGAGGUAAUACCAUCUAUCGUCUAGUGGGCGGUGAGGUAAUACCAUCUAUCCUCUAGUGGGCGGUGAGGUAAUACCAUCUAUCCUCUAGUGGGCGGUGAGGUAAUACCAUCUAUCCUCUAGUGGGCGGUGAGGUAAUACCAUCUAUCCUCUAGUGGGCGGUGAGGUAAUACCAUCUAUCCUCUAGUGGGCGGUGAGGUAAUACCAUCUAUUAUCUAGUUGGAGGUGAGGUAAUAGUGUGGUGAUUGUGUGUAGGGUUACAUCUGAUAUGUUGUUGUUUUUGCGUUCUACUGUUGAAUCCUCCAACCAGGAUUUCUGUAAAACGGGAAUUUGAGGAAAGUUAACGUAAUUUUGCAACUUUGCCGUGUUGGAAAGAAAUGGGAAUGACAACUUGUAAUGUUGCAUGGGUCAUUGUGAUGGUGAUAAGUACUAUUUGUCAUUGCGAUGGUGAUAAGUACUAGGCAUCAUGGGGAUAAGUGAUGGGGAUAAGUACUAGGUAUCAUUGUGUUGGUGAUAUGUACUAGGGAUCAUUGUGAUGGGGAUAAGUACUAUGUAUCAUGGUGAUGAGUACUAGGUAUCGUUGUGGUAAGUACUAGGCAUCAUGGGGAUAAGUGAUGCGGAUAAGUACUAGGUAUCAUUGUGUUGGUGAUAAGUACUAGUCAUCAUGGGGAUGUGGAUAAGUACUAGUCAUCAUGGGGAUGUGGAUAAGUACUAGUCAUCAUUGGGAUGUGGAUAAGUACUAGUCAUCAUGGGGAUGUGGAUAAGUACUAGUCAUCAUGGGGAUGUGGAUAAGUACUAGUCAUCAUGGGGAUGUGGAUAAGUACUAGUUAUCAUGUGGAUAAGUACUAGUCAUCAUGGGGAUGUGGAUAAGUACUAGUCAUCAUGGGGAUGUGGAUAAGUACUAGUCAUCAUGGGGAUGUGGAUAAGUACUAGUCAUCAUGGGGAUGUGGAUAAGUACUAGUCAUGGGGAUAUGUACUAGUCAUCAUGGGGAUGUGGAUAUGUACUAGUCAUCAUGGGGAUGUGGAUAAGUACUAGUCAUGGGGAUAUGUACUAGUCAUCAUGGGGAUGUGGAUAUGUACUAGUCAUCAUGGGGAUGUGGAUAAGUACUAGUCAUGGGGAUAAGUACUAGUCAUCAUGGGAAUGUGGAUAUGUACUAGUCAUCAUGGGGAUGUGGAUAAGUACUAGUCAUCAUGGGGAUAAGUACUAGUCAUCAUGGGGAUGUGGAUAAGUACUAGUCAUCAUGGGGAUAAGUACUAGUCAUCAUGGGGAUAAGUACUAGUCGUCAUGGGGAUAAGUACUAGUCAUCAUGGGGAUAAGUACUAGUCAUCAUGGGGAUGUGGAUAAGUACUAGUCAUCAUGGGGAUGUGGAUAAGUACUAGUCAUCAUGGGGAUGUGGAUAAGUACUAGUCAUCAUGGGGAUGUGGAUAAGUACUAGUCAUCAUGGGGAUGUGGAUAUGUACUAGGUAUCAUGGGGAUAUAUAUACUAGGUAUCAUUGUGAUGGGGAUAUGUACUAGGUAUCAUGGGGAUAUAUAUACUAGGUAUCAUUGUGAUGGGGAUAUGUACUAGGUAUUGAUGUGUAUUAUUCUCUGUCCCUCUCAUUGGGUGCAUUUUAAAUGGCACUGUAUUCCUCGUUUUGACAGGAGCCACCUAAGGGAGCCUCUAUAUCAGACAGGGUGUCAUUUGAGAUGAAAACACAGAUCUAACGACAACCAGGGUUUGGCAAGGGAUACGUCUUUUUAAUUUCGACCGUGACGAACCUAACCGCAGAUAUUCUAGUAAAGAAGAUGUAUUUGCACACACACUUCAUGCAUACAACACCAGCAGACAAUACACUGUACACACGGACGAGUGUUACACAACAAGGAGAAACAACUUCCAUAAUCCACUUUUUUUUCCUAUUUUUUUUUAAUGAUCCAUGGGUUUUCUUUUUCUUUCUGUGUUCUUAUUUCCACAGGUUUGGUUUUCGAUGCAGUAUGUUCAUUCAAGGUUUUCUUGCAUCGUUUUUGCCACUUCCUUUUUUAGGCACUUUUGAAGUUAUGCAGUUAGAAAACAUGUUUUAUUAAAUAAUGCACCCACCCACAGUGCAAUGCUCUUUGAAAAGAUUAGCUUAAUACUGGAGAUGGAAGGUAAUGACAUAACGGAUUAUUAAAGUGAAACAAUCACAUUCACAGCAUCAUUUCAUACCUCCCUUAAAGAAUAUCAGAGAUAGUUACAUUUCUGUUAUUUUCUUGAGGAAGUGCAUGGUGUAAUUCUUGAUAUUAGGGAAACCUAUUUUCUCCCUUCUCUGCUACAUUGACUGAAGAUGGUUUGAUGUUAUGCCCUUAGACACAGAUCUAGGAUCAGCUUACCAUCAAUCAUAACCUUAAAUAUAAAUUGGGGGGGGGGGGCCGUUAAAGCAGAACUCAGAUCAGUGUCUAUGGGUUGAGUGGAGCUUAUGGAUCCAAAGUCUGGUAGUGUGUGACCUUUUCACUGACUGCAGUUGUGUGAGGGAAGAGACAUAUGAUUAUGUUCCCAUCGGAGUCUGGUAGCAACUUGUUCUGUGCAUCCCUCCAUUUCCCCUUGUGGAGUUGAACCGCCAAACAACAUCGGAAUAGUAGCAUUUUUGGAUUGUUUGGUAGCAACAAAAAAAAAGUGAAUGUGGACAAUGGGGUUAAAAGCUGUAUGUUUUAUUUCAAACUUUUCACAAAGUCUGAAGUGUCUUUUUUGGAAGGAUAUCUGUAACGCAGCAGGUUUUCCUCAUUUUGGGGGGUGACUUCAUAUGCUAGCUAUGAGAGGACCCUUGUCAUUGCACCUGUUUAUAUAGCAAGUCAUUCCCUUAUGCUUAUAUUGUCCUACCUGAUGUGAUGUCUCGGGAGGUUGAGGGCCAUGGCUUUAUGCAAUGUCUUACCCUAUUAUAUGUUAUGGUCUGCAAUGAUGAGGGGGAUGAUUCGUGGUCUGCAAUGGUUUUGGACACGUUGUGCUUUGGUUGACAUGCAAAAUGUAUUCAAAUUUGUUAAGAGACAAAGCUUGGCAUUGAUCUGACAGAGAACAGUAAUGGUCAUAGACUACAGGCUAUUUUAAGAUUCUAUGCACCAUGGUUCUCUAAAAGGGAAAUGGUUGUCCACAGAACAAGUGAUCUCCAAACAGACAUCUGAGACUAAAUAAAUCUAGAAACGAAUGAAACAUUAGCUAAAUAACUUUCUCUACAUCACUAACAUGUGAAGCAGCAUUUUAUAUAUUAGUAAUGUUAUUUUUUUUUCUUAUUUUUUUUUUUUCAUGUCUACUUUUGUGUGCAGUCUAUCAACAAAGACUACCAGAAUAGUAAGAUAUUAAACAAAUCAGUGGAUCAAAUAUAUAUUUCUAAUUGUUAAAAAAGGAAAAUGCACUCCUAUUCACUGAAGUGCCAAUCUUGACCAACUAAAGACUUGAGGUUGAUUUAAAUGUCUCUUGACUUAGUGAUCAUAAUCUUUUUUUUUCUAUUUUUUUUCUUGAAUGUGUACGUUUGUAGUGAACAAUACUGUUGCUGUAUUUUCCUUAUCUUCUAGUUCCAUGACUUGCCGUGGUUUCUCUAAACAAGUGGCAUUCUUUACUGCUUUUUGCACACAAAAAAAAACUGUGGGAUUGGGUCAGAACAGAGGAAUAAUUUAAUCAGCAACAAAAAAAAAAAAAAAACGUAUUUUAUUCUAUCAUGGUGAUCCGUCUAAGUGAAUAAUGAUGCUCUUUUCUUCCAUUUGAAUGUGUUUUCACUGUGCAGACCUCAAGCUGAUGCAACUGCAGGACCGCCAGUCCAGACAUGGGUUUGAUUAGAAAAAGACAGAGCCAUCAAGUGGAAUUUUAGGCUGAGACAGACUGCACUGCACAUUUAGAUCCCUGAGUUUUUCCUUAGUCAGGUAACAUGCUCUAGAAAAGCUCCGGGCCCAGGUUCAGGUCAGUUAUAGCAGGCCAAUACAGGGCCACGUGCAGUAGCAAAACAUUUUCAAACAUUGCAGAUGGAGAAGCCACAAAUAGAGCCACCGUGAUUCAUUAUUCUACAUUUUAGAGGCAUGUUUGUUCUACAUAGAAAUAUUUAUAUUUUAAUGUUCCAAACUGUUGUGCCCUGCUGAACGGUCUGCUCAACUUGAACUUCCAUGUUGGCACGACCCAUCUACCCACAAACAACUAACAGCCACACAAUGAGUAACCCAUCUACCCACAAACAACUAACAGCCACACAAUGAGUAACCCAUCUACCCACAAACAACUAACAGCUAAUUCAAAAUGGAGACUUUUUUUUUUUUCUUGACUUUGUGGUGCUUUGCCGUUGUAUGUAUAUUGACUUGGAUAUGGAGGGUAUAUAAUUAUUAUUGGCUGUCCAGACCCAGUCACUCAAUCAACCAAUCACUUGUCCAGAGACAACUUUGAGCUAUGUCUUGAUUUAGCACAGUGAAUCAGAAGCUACAUCCUUGGCUGAGAAUGAACAAAACCUACCAACCAACCAGAGCUGCAAUAGAAUAUUCUCUAAAAGUCAGCCAUCCCCAGGGAUUCAUUUAAGACUGCUUCCCAAAGUGCAUAUCUAAUGUACUACUUUUAGAACAGGGGUCCAUGGGGCUCUGGUGAAAUGUAGUGCAUUAAAUAGGGAAUAGACUUGUCAUUUGGGACAGAAUUUUCUUUCCUUCCUUCCUUCCCCCUCUCUCUUCAGUGCAAUUAACAGAGCUUAAUGAAUGAUACACAUGUGUAAUGAUUUCUGCAAAGUGCUGAAAUGCUUCAUAUGGCAAUAGUAGAGGGCCAGGAGGUUUUUCCUGACCAGGAGAAAAUCAAAUGUUAUUUGUCACAUGCGUCCAGUACACCAGGUGUAGAUCUUACAGUGAAAUGCUUACAAGCCCUUAACCAGUUUUAAGAAGGAAAAAAAGGUGUUAAAGUAUUUAUUUACUAAAAUUACGGUGUCUCAAAUGGCACUAUAUUCCCUAUAGCAGGGGUAUUUUCUCUUCUACUUGAUAAUGAAUUGCACACAUCUGGUGUCCCAGGUCUAAAUCAGUCCCUGAUUUGAGGGGAAUCACCCAUCUGGUGUCUCAGGUCUAAAUUCAGUCCCUGAUUAGAAGGGAAAAAUGAAAUAGUGCAGUGAAACUGGCUUUGAGGGCCCUAUAUAAUCCACUACUUUUGACCAGAAACCUAUUGGCCAUGGUCAAAAGUAGUGCACUAUAUAUGAAAUAGGGUGCCAUUUGGGAGGGCCUACUGGGUUGUAGUUAUUUCCUAUAGGCCUGUCAGGCCCUAUGGUCAGAAAUUACUGCUACCCCUAGGCAAAGAUUUGAAAAAGAAUGAAGAUAACAUUUAAAUGGGACUUUUCUUGUCGUCCGUCCUAGAUCCUGUAAAUGUGUAUAUCUUCGAAAAUCCCAAGCCACGCCUUUAGUGCUCAGCGUUAUCAAAUAAAUAAUGCUAUCUAUUCUACAAUUGUUUACAAUGCGAAAUGUUUGUAAAGUAUUUUUCGUAUGUCAUAACUGACCAGUCUUGAUGUAUACUCUUUGAUCCUCUCAUUUAUCUUUCGCAAUGUAUUUAUUUUUAAAACAAUUGUUUUUUUUUGUUUGUUUUUUUUUGCUUACGAUUACCCAUCUUAUACUGUGACUUGACUUGACUUUACCGACGAUAUGAAUGAGUGACGAGAAACUGAUACACUUCAACGGAACAUGACACAAACAGGAAUACAUAAACAAACAAAAAAAUGCAUUAACAAAUAUUGGAAAUGUAUACAAGUGAAAAAGUUAAGUGGAAACUGUAAAAUAUAUAUAUAUAUAUAUAUUAAAACAAAUGUUGCAACCCUU